GUAUCGUCAGCUAUUACCAUUAUUAAAUAAUAGAAAUAUUUAUUAGUUAUAUUACAAGUGUAUGGUAGUUGAUUUCAUUUAUGUUGUUAUAGUACAAAUACAUGUGUUAAGUCUGUGUAUACGUUUUUGACCAAAAGAUCGCAAUAAUCGAAAUGGCACUACGUUGGGGAAUCGCAAGUGCGGGAAAAAUCUCUAAUGAUUUCGUUGCAGCAACUAAAUCUUUACCAAGUAGCGAACAUCAAGUGGUGGCUGUGGCCGCGCGAUCUCUCAAAAGUGCUCAGGAAUUUGCUAAGAAGCUAGAUAUACCGAAAGCAUAUGAAGGAUACCGAUCACUUGGAGAAGACAAAGACGUCGAUGUCGUUUAUAUUGGAACAUUAAACCCUCAACACUACGAAGUAGCGAAGUUGAUGUUGGAGCAUGGAAAACAUGUACUCUGUGAAAAACCGUUUACCAUUAACGAAAAACAGACUCGCGAACUCCUGGAGUUGUCGAAAAAGACGAAACUCUUCCUAAUGGAAGCUGUUUGGUCACGUUGCAAUCCGGUUUACGAUGAGUUAAAAAAACAAAUCGAUUCGGGCAUUAUUGGGGAGGUUUUAUACGUAAACGCAUGUUUCGGUUUUCCACUGGAUAAUGUGGAUCGUUUAAAUGUUAAAGAAAUGGGCGGUAGUGCCGUUCUCGAUCUGGGCGUUUACACAUUACAGUUCAUUCAGUAUGUAUUUAGAGGUCUAAAACCGAUCGAAGUAGCCAUUACUGGACAUUUGAACAAACAAAACGUUGAUGAAACCGCCGUUGCCGUUUUGAAAUAUCCCGGAGGUAGAACAGGAGUUGCAACGUGCAGCUCCCGCCUACAGUUAGAUAACGUGGCUGUAGUGAUUGGUACGAAAGGUACCAUCAGGGUCCCACAAUUUUGGACUCCUGUAAAACUUGAAACACCAAAUAAAACAUUUGAAUUUGAUAUGCCGAAAUCGAAUGCACAAUUCUUUUUUGGAAAUAGUAUCGGCCUUGCUUUCGAAGCCGAAGAAGUACGCCAAUGUAUAAAGAAAGGUUUAAUUGAAAGUCCUAAAAUCACUCAUGCAGAAACAUUGGAAUUGGCUCAAUUAAUGGACAUGAUCAGGUUGAAAAUAGGAAAUGUAUUCCCAGAAGAUUCGUAGAAAGUGUAUUCUAUUUUCUUAAUGAUAAAUAUAUGCAAUCGAUUUUUUGUUAUAAUUUAAAUAUCCGGAAUAAAGUAGUAGUUGCUUUUA
Messenger RNA from Agrilus planipennis (emerald ash borer), 1241 nucleotides. RefSeq names its product trans-1,2-dihydrobenzene-1,2-diol dehydrogenase. The transcript has 5 exons. NCBI's taxonomy places the organism in Eukaryota, Metazoa, Arthropoda, Insecta, Coleoptera, Buprestidae. The record is from RefSeq and is a predicted model, not a curated record. The coding region runs from base 153 to 1151 and encodes 332 amino acids. Gene Ontology annotation, molecular function: nucleotide binding.